GGCCCUGUUUCUUACUAGAGAGAGCUCUAUUUUCUUUUCUCUUUCCUUUGCCUAUUAAACCUCUGCUCCUGAACUCCUGGUGUGUGUCCGUGUCCUAAAUCUUCUUUGUGGGAGACAGUGAAUCCUGGAUAUUUACCCCAGACAGUGACACCACUUCAAUUGUAAAGUUUGCCAACAGAAAGAUCUGGCCUUUAGUAAGCACUCUAUAAAUGAAUAAAGAAGCAUUGAAAACAAGCCUCAGAAGACAUCUGGAAUCUUCGUGCGCCAGAUUGGAGGUAUAGAAUUACUCCUGCAAUAAUGGCAAAUCUCACAAUCGUGACUGAAUUUAUCCUUAUGGGGUUUUCUACCAAUAAAAAUAUGUGCAUUUUGCAUUCGAUUCUCUUCUUGUUGAUUUAUUUGUGUGCCCUGAUGGGGAAUGUCCUCAUUAUCAUGAUCACAACUUUGGACCAUCAUCUCCACACCCCCGUGUAUUUCUUCUUGAAGAAUCUAUCUUUCUUGGAUCUCUGCCUUAUUUCAGUCACGGCUCCCAAAUCUAUCGCCAAUUCUUUGAUACACAACAACUCCAUUUCAUUCCUUGGCUGUGUUUCCCAGGUCUUUUUGUUGCUUUCUUCAGCAUCUGCAGAGCUGCUCCUCCUCACGGUGAUGUCCUUUGACCGCUAUACUGCUAUAUGUCACCCUCUGCACUAUGAUGUCAUCAUGGACAGGAGCACCUGUGUCCAAAGAGCCACUGUGUCUUGGCUGUAUGGGGGUCUGAUUGCUGUGAUGCACACAGCUGGCACCUUCUCCUUAUCCUACUGUGGGUCCAACAUGGUCCAUCAGUUCUUCUGUGACAUUCCCCAGUUAUUAGCUAUUUCUUGCUCAGAAAAUUUAAUAAGAGAAAUUGCACUCAUCCUUAUUAAUGUAGUUUUGGAUUUCUGCUGUUUUAUUGUCAUCAUCAUUACCUAUGUCCACGUCUUCUCUACAGUCAAGAAGAUCCCUUCCACAGAAGGCCAGUCAAAAGCCUACUCUAUUUGCCUUCCACACUUGCUGGUUGUGUUAUUUCUUUCCACUGGAUUCAUUGCUUAUCUGAAGCCAGCUUCAGAGUCUCCUUCUAUUUUGGAUGCUGUAAUUUCUGUGUUCUACACUAUGCUGCCCCCAACCUUUAAUCCCAUUAUAUACAGUUUGAGAAACAAGGCCAUAAAGGUGGCUCUGGGGAUGUUGAUAAAGGGAAAGCUCACCAAAAAGUAAAAGCUGUUGCUUUUCUUCUUUCAAUAAUAGAUACCAUUUAUAAUGUACACACAUUAAUUCUUCAUUUUUAUCUCUAAUUCUUAAAAGUAAAAAUUUAAAAAGACAAAUGAAAGCAAUUAUUUUAUUAGAAAAUUUCCUUG
Homo sapiens (human) is the source of this 1367-nucleotide messenger RNA. It is a transcript of the gene OR14A16, whose product is annotated as olfactory receptor family 14 subfamily A member 16. Lineage: Eukaryota; Metazoa; Chordata; Mammalia; Primates; Hominidae. The record is from RefSeq and is marked reviewed. Bases 298 to 1227 code for a protein of 309 amino acids. Gene Ontology annotation, biological process: G protein-coupled receptor signaling pathway; detection of chemical stimulus involved in sensory perception of smell. Gene Ontology annotation, molecular function: olfactory receptor activity; G protein-coupled receptor activity. The transcript has 3 exons. Gene Ontology annotation, cellular component: membrane; plasma membrane.